GGGCGGCCCUGCGCCGCCGCCGCCGCCGCCUCCCAGCGCCAGCGUUCGGCAGCCUCCCCGGAACCCGGCGAGCGCGGAGAGCUGGCGGGAGCCCCCGCUGCCCCCGGGCCCCCAACCAUGUCGGCCGAGGAGAUGGUGCAGAUCCGUCUGGAGGACCGCUGCUACCCGGUGAGCAAGAGGAAGCUCAUCGAGCAGAGCGACUACUUCCGCGCCCUCUACCGCUCCGGCAUGCGUGAGGCCCUGAGCCCGGAGGCCGGCGGCCCCGAGGUGCAGCAGCUACGCGGCCUCAGCGCCCCGGGCCUGCGCCUGGUGCUGGACUUCAUCAACGCCGGCGGGGCCCGCGAAGGCUGGCUGUUGGGCCGACGGGGGGAGCCGGGCGGCGGUGGGGAGGAGGAGGAGGACAUGGACGAGGUGAGCCUGCUGUCCGAGCUGGUGGAGGCGGCCUCCUUCUUGCAGGUCACGUCCCUGCUGCGGCUGCUGCUGUCCCAGGUGCGGCUCACCAACUGCCUAGAGCUGUACCGCCUGGCGCAGGUGUACGGGCUGCCCGACCUGCAAGAGGCCUGCCUGCGCUUCAUGGCCGUCCACUUCCACGAGGUGCUCUGCAAGCCCCAGUUCCAUCUCCUGGGGUCUUCUCCUCCGGCCCCCGGGGAUGUCAGCCUGAAACAGAGGCUGAGAGAGGCCCGGAUGACUGGGACUCCUGUGCUCGUGGCGCUGGGUGAUUUCCUGGGGGGACCCCUAGCCCCUCACCCCUAUCAAGGAGAGCCCCCGUCCAUGCUCAGGUACGAGGAGAUGACCGAGCGUUGGUUCCCGCUAGCCAACAACCUCCCUCCAGACCUGGUGAACGUCAGGGGCUAUGGGUCCGCCAUCCUGGACAACUACCUCUUUAUAGUGGGCGGCUACAGGAUCACCAGCCAAGAGAUCUCCGCGGCCCACUCCUACAACCCCAGCACCAACGAGUGGCUCCAGGUGGCCUCCAUGAACCAGAAGAGGUCUAACUUCAAACUCGUGGCUGUAAAUUCAAAACUCUAUGCCAUUGGCGGGCAGGCCGUUUCUAACGUUGAGUGUUAUAACCCUGAGCAGGAUGCGUGGAAUUUCAUGGCACCCUUACCAAACCCUCUGGCUGAGUUCUCUGCCUGUGAGUGUCAGGGGAAAAUUUAUGUCAUCGGAGGAUAUACCACCAGAGACCGGAACAUGAACAUCCUGCAGUACUGCCCCGCCGCCGACCUCUGGACGCUCUUUGAGACGUGCGACGUCCACAUCCGCAAGCAGCAGAUGGUGUCUGUGGAGGAGACCAUCUACAUUGUGGGGGGCUGCCUCCACGAGCUGGGGCCCACCCGGAGGGGCAGCCAGAGCGAGGACAUGCUCACCGUGCAGUCCUACAACACUGCCACCCGCCAGUGGCUCUACCUCAAGGAGAACACAUCCAAGUCGGGCCUGAACUUGACGUGCGCGCUUCACAACGACGGCAUCUAUAUCAUGAGCAGAGACGUGACCCUGUCCACCAGCCUGGAACAUCGCGUCUUCCUCAAGUACAACAUCUUUAACGACAGUUGGGAAGCCUUCCGGCGUUUCCCAGCCUUUGGACACAACUUGCUGGUCUCCUCCCUUUAUCUGCCCAAUAAGGCAGAAACAUGACCAAAUUAGUAUUUGAAAGAAACCUGGAUCAAGACCAAAAAAAAAAAAAAGUGUCCAUUUUCAAGCGAAACUGCUUUUUAAAGGGGACAUGUGGGUUUUAGGUCACACGUACAAAAGGUGUAAAUAAGCUUACUUGAACCAGUUACUUGAAAACUUGUGGUGAAAAGAGACCAACUUUAUUAUUUUUUUAAUUACUGAUUUUUAAAAUGAUGGGAGCAAAUCCAUGAUACUGUUUUCGUACAAAUGUGAUACCCUUAGGCGGAGGACCGAAACUGAUCCUCAAAAAGAAGAUUCAUUGUGCCUGCUUUGUAAAGGGCCAAAGUCAGUAAUUGGCAUGAAUAGUUAAGAUGAUUUUAAAAUCUGUUUUCUUUAGGUCACUUGAAAUAGUGUUGCUACCUUAAGUGAGAGGUUUUUUUUUUUUUUUUUGGUUAUUACUUUACUUGACAAACAUUAACACCGUCUUUCUCCCCUCUUCUCCCCCAGUCACACCCGUAUAUACUUGCAGUGUGUUUAAAAUAGGGUUCUAUGUUCAUAAUAGUGUAUUUGCACAUGACUUUUCAGGAAAUUUACCCUGAUGGAACCCAGCAUCCAUUCCUCCCCAAAACCUGCAUUAAAAAUAUUGUCAGCUAUUUUUCUAGUCUUUUUUUUUUUUUACAGUUUUGAAUACUGAGUAAAUAAGCAGAUUAUAACUUCUUAUUUCAUUUAUGUAGCAGAUUGCAGAUUUAUGUGGUCAGAUACUUGUAUUGCUAGGCAUUCUGUACUGCUUAAAAGAGAGAAUAUAUUGUUUAAAAGGAUGGAUCUCUAUAUUUUUUAAAUCGAGUCUUACAUUUAAAUGGGAAGGGAAGAAAGCACCAAAUAAGGGAAGAAAUGCCUUUAUGGUUUUACUUUUAUUGACUGUAUUUGACUUAGUUCUUUUUUAAAGAUUGAAACAAUAACUUUGUAUUAAGGUCAGGUACCUUUCUAAUUUAAUCUUGGCUUUUCUACCCCAGCUUUGCUUUUGUGGGGUAAAGUGAGGGUAGCUUUGAAACAUCUGUGCAGGAGAGAGGGGAAGAAGCCCUUCCAGCAGUGGAAUGGCAUCUGAUGGUAUUUCUGAAAUUCGAUAAGGUGCUCUUUGCCUUGGUUGUUAAAUCAUGUGGAUCCCUGCUCAAGCCGUUGUUUGUUUACAGUGAGUCACUUAACAGCGAGUAGAAUCUUCUGCCAAUUAUAGAUCAGCAUUUCUUUAAAAAUAUACAGGCAUAUCUUGACAAUACUGUGGUUCAGUUCCAGACCCUGGCAGUAAAGCAAAUAACGAAAGUCACAUGAAUUUUUUGGUUUCUCAGUGCAUGUAACAGUUAUGUUUACAUGAUCCUGUAGUCUACUAAGUAUGCGAUACUAUUAUGUUCUAAAAAAGUACAUACCUUGGGAGUUCUCAUUGUGGCUCAGUGGUUAAUGAACCCAACUCGUAUCCAUGAGGACACAGGUUACAUCCCUGGCCUUGCCCAGCAAGUUAAGGAUCUGGCGUUGCCAUGAGCUGUUGUGUGGGUCGUACACACAGCUCGGAUCCCGAGUGGCUGUGGCUGUGGUGUAGGCCAGUGGCUACAGCUCUGACUUGACCCUUUAGCCUGGGAACUUUCAUAUGCUGUGGGUGCAUCCCUAAAAAGACAAAAAAAAAAAAAAAAAAAAAAAAAAAAACCAAACAAAACUACAUACCUUAAUUUAAAAAUACUUUAUUGCUAAAAAGGCUAACCAUUACAUCUGACAAGGCAGGGUUGCCUUGUCAAUUUGUAAAAAAUGCAGCAUUGGGAAGUUCCCUGGCGGUCUAGUGAUUAGGACUCAGUGCUUUCAUUGCUGUGGCCCAGGUUCAAUCCCUGGUCUGGAAACUGAAAUCCUACAUCAAACCACUGCACCCUGCAAGCCAAACAAAGAAACAAAACCACAAGUUCUGUGUCUGCAAAGUGCAAUGAAGUGAAGCGCAAUAAAACAAGGUCUGCCUGUGUACACACGUGUAAAGAAUCUUAAUCUUCACUGAAAAUCACUUUCUGAAAUUUGCUGGUUUUUUGCAAUGAAAUUAGUUUAAACUGUGAGCUGGAUCCCAUCUUUCUGUCCUAACAUUCCAGUUAUAGCAUGCCUCACUUUAAGAGUGUCCCGUCAAAAAAAUGAAACGUGUGUUACGGCAAAUCCAUGCAUUCAGCACACUUACUGAAUGCCUCUAGUAUGCAGUCACCGUGCAGACAGAGCACAGAGAAGUUCGUGACCUCAGCAGGACUUCAGUUCAUCCAAGGAGUCACUACAGGGUUUCUUUACAACCAUGGCCUCCUUGUAUAUUUUAAAUAAGGGUCUGGUUGUAAAAAUUCUAGUUGCACAACUUUUCAGGAAUACGUCUAUUAGGUAAAAGGAGGUAAAUCUCUAUUGCAGACGUGGAGACAGAUCUUCAUAUCUCGUCACCAAGUAAUCUUAUCAGUACUCAGCUUACAAUACUAAUAAAGGGUUUCUAAGCCAUAACCAUUUGUUCUCAGAUACUUAGCCUUCUUUCUUUUAAAACACUCUGAACUGAAAUCUUCCUGGGAAUGGUACUUUCAUAAUAGAUUUAUAUUAAUUUAUAUUCAUUAUAAAUCCAGUGACCUGUAAUUCCAUUACAUGUAUUUAAAAAUCUAAUUUAUUUUAGAUGGUGUUAAUUUUUGUUGCUACCGAGCUUAAUGCCCUUAAGGCUUAAUCUUAUGUGUUCAGAAGAUUCUAGCCAGUUGAAUGAGUUGUGGACAAACAAUUGGAGAGUAGCUUGUAAAUACCAACAUUCUAGAAGAUACAGUAUUAUUCCUGCCAACAGGUUCUCUUCCUGAUUCCAUUCUUUGGGUCUGUUUUCCUAGUGUGGCUAACUAGCUUCUUGGACCAAGUGGAGGCAUACUCUGAUCCACAAAGCUCUUUUUUAUAAACCAGGUUUGAUAUGUGUGUGUGUGUAUAUAUAUAUGUGUGUGUGUGUACAUAUCUUUGUGUGUGUGUGUACACACGUGAACGUCUGGGCAUGUUAUGCUUUCUCUAAGAUACGCAGACUCCUAACAAGACUGUUACUUGGGGCUGCGGCGGGGCUUAGGCCAAGUGGAAAGUACAGUAGGACAGCUCUGUACUUUCUUCCUGCUGUCCAGCGAUGUUGACAUGUUGAGGGGAAUUUUAGUUGAGCCCUGUUCUCACUGGUGCCAAUGUUGCACUGAUGCCUCUCUCUAUGAUGAGGGCAAUGUUGCUUUGAAAGUCUCCUUUUAUUUCCUCUCUUUCUCUUAGUGCUUUCUUCUUUUCUGAGAUGCUUCUGAGGGGUGCUGACCUCCCCCUGUGGAGAGGGCAGUUUCUGGGGGGACCUCAGUGAUGGCCACCCAGUCAGAAGCAGCCUGUUUAACUGAGAAUGAUCUGAGUGGCACAGUGAGUGCUGAGUGUGAAUUGUUGAGGGAGGCUGUUGGGUUCUGCUGUCUCUUUCUGGCUGUCUUUUCUGCACCCUUCCUUUCAGAGGUCUCCCCCCUUCGCAUUCUUUAGAAGUUUUUCUGAUGACUGUGUGGGAGUUAAUCACUUCGACAGCACUUGGUAAAUCUUAACAAUGAAGUACUGAGAAGGUUAUGGUUACUAGUAAGAAACCAGUAGAUUAGGAUGAAGCAUGAAUACCAAAGACAAUUUAACUCUGCCAUUUUUGAGGGGGGACCAAAAUCCUAAGUAAUUCCACAUGCCUUAGAUAUCAAUGGAAGUUAUACUUAGAUGGGCAAAGCUCUUUCUCCACCGAGAGAUGAAUCAAGUACAUGCCUGUUCUCGUUCAAUAAGCCAGUACAUCUUGCGCAUUGUGGAUGCCGUAUUUUCAGGUUUUUCAUCAAGCCAUGACCCUACCUAUUUGGCUGCACAGGUGAAUUGGGUGGAAAGGCUUUGGCCUUCCUGGUUGAUCGGCAUGUAAUCCACAGUGUCCUGAUGUUGAGGACUGGAGAAACAGCCUAGCAGCAGAAAGGGAGUGUGGGUGAAUCAUUGGCUGCCUUUCACCUGGACCAGGGAUGGGGAAUGGAUAACAUCUCUGCCUGUGUCUGUCAAGAUGGCCUUGAGAGUGAGUGGCACUCCUUUACCUCUGCCAGAAAUUGCUCCCAGAAUCUGUGUCAUGAAUCCUUCCAGGCCCUCCAGUCCAUCAGAGUGAGGUGAGGUCUAUUUCUCAUCCCUGCCUUAGAGGAGUGAAUGAAUUAGGUGAGUAGACACUGCCCGGAAUGGCUUUGAAAAGCAGGGAGUGGAUUCAUUUCAGUUCCCUGGUUCCCAAAAAUUGAAUGUCUGUCGUGUGCAAGAAAGUGUCAAGAGGUGGGGAUAUGAGAGUUCCCAUUGUGGCGCAGUGGAAAUGAAUCUGACUAGGAACCAUGAGGUUGCGGGUUUGAUCCCUGGCCUUACUCAGUGGGUUAAAGACCUGGUGUUGCUGUGAGCUGUGGUGUAGUUUGCAGACGCGGCUCGGAUCUGGCGUUGCUGUGGGCUCUGGCGUAGGCCUAUGGCAACAGCUCCGUUUCGACCUCUAGCCUGGGAAUCUCCAUAUGCCAUGGGUGUGGCCCUCAAAAGACAAAAGACAAAAAAUAAAAUAAAAUAAAGAAGUGGGGAUAUGGAAAUAAGCCACCAUGCCUCGCCUUGAGUUUAUAGCCCACAAAGUGUUACUAUCGUGACGAUGGAAACUAGACUGGCCAUCUUGAAGAUGCCCACUUUUGUCAAGGUGCACUGGGCUCCCAAGCCUUCCUGCCUCUUCAGUCCUGGCCCCAUCUGUCACCUACUUGAUGAUUUACUAACAAUCCUGAACCAGCUUUUCUCUAAAUUUGAACAGCACAUCCUGCGGUCUUUGUUUUUGUCUUUCACAGGAUGCUUUUUUCUCACUACUUUCCAUUGUCUUCUCUGUACUUCAUUUUCUGGAAAAAGAUAUGAGAUCCGCUUUAUUUAAAAAUACUGACAAAACACCACAGCUUGGGUAGCUAAGGGCUCAGCAGGCUGAUCCCAGGAAAAGGAGGAGCAAAGCCAGGGAAGUAGGUGUUAGGAGAGAAGCAAGCCGUCCACCUGUGCAUUUAUACCUAUGCCUUUAAAACACUUCCAUCAAAAGGAGAAAUGAACAUCGAGACACUAGUCCUGAGUGAAAGUCAGUUGAUUUUGCCUCUGUGAUAACUAUCAAAGGGUAUGUUUCAUUCACAUUAGAGUAUUUUUCAUUUCAUGGUGUUAACUUCGGAACACGAUAUAAAGCACACACCAAUUGACACAGCCUGAUUUCUGCACUUGAUAUAACCACGUUUAUUCAUUCCCAUAGGAGGGAGAUUAAAUGUAAAAGAGGGUCGAUUUUGAGUUACAAAGGGUGACUUUGGAAGGGUUGGCUGGUGCUUUGUCAAAUGGAUGUCAUAGUUGGUUGCUAGUAAAGAAAAGGGAAAUGUAGUUUGCAUUAUUGUGUCAUUUUUCUGAAAAAAACUUAAUAGGGGCUCUUGAAGUGUCUCUACAGUGUUUUCCUAUCUUGUGGUCACUUUAAGAAAAAUGAGAAUCUGUAGAAUGAAUAGUUAUGUUUUGUUAUGACUGAACUUUGUUAAAAAGGUUGUAUUGAGCCUUCAAUUUCAAGUGUGGCUUAAAAUGUAAACAUAUCACAUGAUUCAUUUAAAUACAACGAUGCCUAUGAAGCACUCACUCAAACAGCAUACGUUUUGUGUUUAUAAUUAGAACUACAGAAGAAAAUCUCUUCAAAUAAAAUAGUUUUAAAUCAG
Messenger RNA from Sus scrofa (pig), 7343 nucleotides. It is a transcript of the gene KLHL42, whose product is annotated as kelch like family member 42. NCBI's taxonomy places the organism in Eukaryota, Metazoa, Chordata, Mammalia, Artiodactyla, Suidae. The record is from RefSeq and is a predicted model, not a curated record. Gene Ontology annotation, molecular function: protein binding.